CCGGAGAGCAGGGCUCUGGCAAGUCAUCUUUCAUCAACGCCAUAAGAAACCUAGCUGACGAUGAUGAAGGUGCAGCUGAGACCGAGCAGGGCGGUUCCGAGAGUCGGAUGCCAGCCUGGCCCAGGAGAUACAGAGGAUGGGGAAGAAGUUUUACUUUGUCCGCUCCAAGGUGGACAUGGACCUGCGCAGUGAAAGAAAAGGAAAAACGAAGGUCAAGGAGGAGACAGUCCUGCAGACUAUCAGAAACGAUUGCAUCAGGAACCUGCAAGAAGCAGACAUCCUUUCCCCACAGGUUUUUCUGGUGUCGAGAUGGGACUUUGAAAAGUACGAUGCUCCCCAACUUCAGGAGACCUUUUCGAAUGAACUUGACACUCACAGGAGACAUGCCAUCUUUCAUGUCCUGCUCAAAAUUUCUGAACAACCCUUAAACUGGAAGAAAGAGGCCCUGGAGCAGCAGAUCUGGAAGCAAGCCUUUAACUCAGGUGCUAUCGCUACUAUUCCUCUCCCAUUUCUCUCUGUUUGGUGGGAUGUUGGCAUCUUGGUGGAUAACGUGACUAAGUUCUGUGAGAGCUUUGGCCUGGACGACUAUUCCCUCAGAGCCCUUGAAAAGCCCAUGGGCAAAUCUAGUGAGCUGAGGACUGUGAUACAAUUCCUGCUGGCCAAAGACAGAUCAAGAGAUGAGGUUUUCAAGCUUCUGAAAGAGGCUACAGGGCAAGUUAUGAUGAUAGCUAAGUAUUUCAUCAGCAUGAUCCCAGGGAUUGGUACUGCGAUAGCCGCAGUGACAUCUUACAGAGUCACAGGCAGAUUGCUGCGUACGUUUGUGGCUCACGUUGCAGAAGAUGCUCAAAGAGUCCUGAAAAGGGCUUUGGAGGGAGCUGAGAAAAGAGAUUAACAACAGCCACAAAAGAGGAACGUACCUGAUAUCUCAUGGCAGCUGGAGAUCAGAGUCAGCCGAGGGGGAGGUGACAUUUCCCUUCAUUCUCAAAUACAGUGCAAAAAAGAAACUGUCAAAAAAAAAGAUCUCCAGACUUUGGUGUAUUUUAAAAACAAAUAUUCUUUCCUAAAGUAGGGAAAUGGGUAAAAUUGAGGUAAAGGUCUCUGAUCCCACAAUUUCUGUUAAACGCUCCGAAGGGAAAGACUCUCAGAACAAAUACUGUGUAACGAAACUUUGCUCUAUGUUAUUUAGUAAUGAUGAGUUUGCCUUGAUGGCCUGUUUUGCUAAGCAAUAACACAGCAAGGCCUACUGAAAAGUUUACUGACUGGGGUAGACAGGCCAAAUUUAUGACCUUGCUAGAUACCAGCGUGCUUGCAGAGUCUGGGGAAAAUGCUUGCAGACACUUUGUGAAGCAACUUGUACCUUUUUGAAGCUUAUCAAGAAAUAACAGUUGCUCUUUGUUUUUCUCUUGUAUGCUGGGAAAGUAUAACUGGGGAGGUACAGUGAUGACGCGACAGAGCAGCUAAUAAAACAGUUUGAAUCUGCAGAAGGGGGGCUGGUUCUGUGUGGAAAAUGGGCUUUUUCUUUGUUGAUGUGUGCAUGCAUUAAUAAAGAACUUGGUAUUUGGAUCUUG
This is a messenger RNA of Gopherus evgoodei (Goodes thornscrub tortoise), 1568 nucleotides long. RefSeq names its product interferon-inducible GTPase 5-like. NCBI's taxonomy places the organism in Eukaryota, Metazoa, Chordata, Testudines, Testudinidae. Gene Ontology annotation, cellular component: membrane. The record is from RefSeq and is a predicted model, not a curated record. The transcript has 2 exons. The coding region runs from base 137 to 892 and encodes 251 amino acids. Gene Ontology annotation, molecular function: GTP binding.